This is a messenger RNA of Volvox carteri f. nagariensis, 2946 nucleotides long. RefSeq lists its product as uncharacterized. Gene Ontology annotation, molecular function: protein binding. NCBI's taxonomy places the organism in Eukaryota, Viridiplantae, Chlorophyta, Chlorophyceae, Chlamydomonadales, Volvocaceae. The coding region runs from base 1 to 2946 and encodes 981 amino acids. Gene Ontology annotation, cellular component: nuclear periphery; anaphase-promoting complex. The transcript has 13 exons. The record is from RefSeq and is a predicted model, not a curated record. Gene Ontology annotation, biological process: anaphase-promoting complex-dependent catabolic process; protein K11-linked ubiquitination; positive regulation of mitotic metaphase/anaphase transition.
AUGGAUCUGCUGGCGCUCGUCAGCGACGACGGACAGCUGGGGGUGCACCGCCUGGAGUGGCAGAAACUGUGGGUGGCCUGCCCGGACACCCCCAUCACGGCCCUCUGCUGGCGACCCGACGGCAAGGUCCUGGCUACCGGCCACCGCCACGGCGCCGUGUCCCUCUACAACGUGGAGGCCUGUGAGCUCUUCCGUACCCUCCGAGCCCCCCUAGCGGCCCCCGUCUGCCACCUCAGCUGGGUGCAGGGCCUAGCGCCGAACCCUGCCACCGCCACACCAACGCUGCACCUCGCAUACCGCUACCGCCACACACGCUUCUUCCCAGCGCCGCCGCCGGGCCGGGAGCAUGGCGCGGGGCUGGCGGGGAUGACGACGGCGGCAGCGGCGGCAGCCUCCGGCACCGCAGGAAAAGCCAGCGCCGCUGCCGGAGGCAGCAACGCGGGCCCCGGCGGUUCCGCUGCCGCCGCCACGCUACAUGAAUGGCCGCCGCCGCCGGACUCCCUGGAUGUCUUGGUGACAUCAGAUGGCGGCGGCGGCGUGUCCAUGUUUGCGUGUGGGGAGGUAAUGGUGGCGGCGCUGCCACCCAGGGCAAGCGGCGGUGGCAGCGGCGGCGACGCGAGGGAUGGAGGUGGCGAGGCGGAGGCCGCCGCCGCCGCUCCGCUAAGGGCCCCGUUGGCGGCGGUCCGCGGCGAGUUGCCCGGGAAACUCCAGGCCGUGCUGUCCCGCGACCUGACGUCCCUGUUAGUGGUUUCAGAGCCUGUGGCGAACGGUGAUGGGGCUAGCGGCAGUGGGGGCGGCUUCUCUGCCACCGCCGCCGCGGCAGCGACCCUCAGCGUAUACGGAUGCGGCAAGCUUGGCAGUUGCCAGGCGGAGAUCUUGGAGUUGUCAUUGCUCGGGGGCCUAGUGGCGGGCCGGCUGAAGGCAGCGCAGGCGGCGCUGGCGGCGGCAGCGAGGGCGUGGAAGGGCGCAGCUUCGGAGCUGAGCAAGCGGAUGGAUGAACAAUUGCGGGAGAUCCUGGAGUCGCAUGGCCACGACCCCGACGACGUGUUGGGGGAGCUGACGUGCAUGCUGGCAUCAGGCCACGUCAGCCCCCCCCUGCAGUCCUUCCUGACCAGCACCCUCACGGAGGCGGGGCUCAGGAGACUGGGCAAGAUGGUGGAUAUGGCCGUACAGGAGGUCUCCUGCCAGCUCCUCGACGGGGUGCUCCCCGCCCUCCAGCUGGUGGCCUUCGUGGAGUACGCCGUGGCGGUCACCGAGGUGGAGGCGGUGAAGGCCCUGUUGCAGACGGAGUUCCUCCGGCAGCUGCUGACGCGGGUGGGCUGCCAGUACCGGGUGUUUUUCACAUGGCUGCUCAAGAUACUGCAGUCCCUGGAGGAGACCCGGCCCCCAGGUGCGGAGGGCCCCGUACCCGGGGGGCCCCUACCUGGAUCUGGAUCUGGAUCCGGAUCCCUAGCUGACGCCCCGAUAUGCCUACCCACCCUGCUGGCCUUCCUGGAGGAGGGAGGCCAGCUGAGUGCGGAUGCCGUGGCGAGAGAUCUGGACGCCUCGCAGUCCACCCUGGGGCUACCCGUGGGCUCACUCACCUUCCCUAAACACCUGCUACCGCAUCUGAAGGCGCUGCAAGAGGCCGCAUUCCCAAUGCCGCAAAUGGAGGGGUCGCUACUGCAGGAGGAGGCGGCGGCGGCGGGGGGGGCUUCAUCGCAAAGCGGCGGCGGCGGCGGGGGCAGCAACUCCUGCAGCGGGGGCAUCAGUCGUUGGCCUGAUAAGCCUCUCCAGCGGCAGCUGGUGUUGUUAGGGGAGCUGUGCCGGGGGGCGUUUGGCAGGCUACCAGAAGACGUGUCGCCCUCGGUGCAGCUGCUGGUGCGGAUGCCGCUACUGCCGCCUCCCUCGCCGCGACGGGGACCUCACCCACGCGCUAGCCGAGGCGGUGAGGACGGCUGUAGCAGCUACCUCGGGAGCGGGUACGGCAUCUGCUUCUGUAUGCAACUGCCCCAGAUCCGUACAGAGCCGCACGCGGGUAGGCCGGCGCUGCUGGCCUGCACCGUACCGGCACCGGCACCGGCGGCGGCGGCGGCGGGGGCGGGGGCGGCGGCACGGGAACUGGGGGAUGGCGGCGGCGGCGGCGGUGGUGGUGCCAGCGGAGGCAGGGAGGCGCUGCUAUUGAUGAGGCUUACGCUUAAGCAGCGGAGGACCCCGCAGGCAAGCGGUCAGAGGUUUUCGAGGAGGCUCGGGGCACACGCCUGUCUCCUGACUCUACCGCAUGGUAUGAGGGUAUUGGGACUGUCGUACUACCGCGCUGCACAGCUGGCCUUACUGUUAGAGUCGUACACCACUGACCCGCGGGUCGGCGGUCAGGGCUCAGCAGGUAGCGGCGGCGGCAGCGGCUCCGAGACCGGGGGCCUCUUGGCGCUGGUUCCUACGGAGGGAUUGCAGAUGGUCGACGUCGGUGACAUUGCCGGCGGCGAAGUUGUACGGCACUUAGCAUCGCCAUCAUCCUGUGCAAGUGUGGCUCAGAUUUGUACGGCACGUGGGGCAGUAGCUCACUGGCCAGUACCGGGCUCCCGGCUGAGGGGGGCCCCGGGGGGAGGGAGCCCGGGGGCCGCCGGCAGUAGCAGCAGCGGCGGGGGUAGCGGCGCCGCCUUCACUGCGGGGUCCCGGUCGCUCAUGAUAGACUUGGAGGAGGAUGAGGAGGGGGAUGAGGAGGGGGAGGGGGACGAGGAGGAGGAGGAGGAGCACCUCCGGACACGAAAUGUGGCGGUCCGUGGUGAACAGAAGAACGAGGUGCAAACUGACAGCGAUAGCACCAAGAACGCGGUGCAAUACGGGUCCAGCAGCUCCAGCAGCUCCGGGUCAGGUCGCCGGCUUGCAGGUCUCGACCCACCCAGCAGUGGAGUAUUGCCGCCAAGCCCGACGCAGCCAUGUCCCUGCACACGAGUACCAUCAUGA